Messenger RNA from Stegostoma tigrinum, 1134 nucleotides. Its product is annotated as proline-rich protein HaeIII subfamily 1-like. Bases 1 to 1134 code for a protein of 377 amino acids. Lineage: Eukaryota; Metazoa; Chordata; Chondrichthyes; Orectolobiformes; Stegostomatidae. The transcript has a single exon. The record is from RefSeq and is a predicted model, not a curated record.
AUGCAGAAUCCCAAAACUGUGCCAAUCCCUGACCCCAGGAAACCCAGAAUAAGGGAUCCCGUGGGCCCAGGGUCACCCAGAAUCAGGGACCCCCAUGCCCAAGGUCACCCAGAAUCAGGGACCCGCAGGCCCAGGAUCACCCAGAAUCAGGGACCCGCAGGCCUGGGAUCACCCAGAAUCAGGGACCUGCAGGCCCAGGAUCAGCCAGAAUCAGGGGCCCCCAUGUGCCAGAUCACCCAGAAUAAGGGACCCCCCCCAGACUCAGGGACACCCAGAAUCAGGAACACCCAGACCCAGUGUCACCCAGUAUCAGGGACCCCUAUGCCCCGGGUUACCCAGAAUAAGGGAGCCCCCAGGCGCAGGGUCACCCAGACCCAGGGACACCCAGAAUCAGGGACAUCCAGACCCAGGGACAUCCAGACCCAGGGUCACCCAGAAUCAGGGACCCCCAGACCCAGGGUCACCCAGAAUCAGGGACCCCCAGACCCAGGGACAUCCAGACCCAGGGUCACCCAGAAUCAGGGACCCCCAGGCCCAGGGUCACCCAGAAUCAGGGACCCCCAGGCCCAGGGUCACCCAGAAUCAGGGACCCCCAGGCCCAGGAUCACCCAGAAUCAGGGACCCCCAGGCCCAGGGUCACCCAGAAUCAGGGACCCCCAGACCCAGGGACAUCCAGACCCAGGGUCACCCAGAAUCAGGGACCCCCAGACCCAGGGUCACCCAGAAUCAGGGACCCCCAGACCCAGGGUCACCCAGAAUCAGGGACCCCCAGACCCAGGGACCCCCAGACCCAGGGUCACCCAGAAUCAGGGACCCCCAGACCCAGGGUCACCCAGAAUCAGGGACCCCCAGACCCAGGGUCACCCAGAAUCAGGGACCCCCAGACCCAGGGACAUCCAGACCCAGGGUCACCCAGAAUCAGGGACCCCCAGACCCAGGGUCACCCAGAAUCAGGGACCCCCAGGCCCAGGGUCACCCAGAAUCAGGGACCCCCAGACCCAGGGACAUCCAGACCCAGGGUCACCCAGAAUCAGGGACCCCCAGACCCAGGGUCACCCAGAAUCAGGGACCCCCAGACCCAGGGUCACCCAGAAUCAGGGACCCCCCAGGCCCGAGGUACACCAGAACCUGUGA